This is a messenger RNA of Stegostoma tigrinum, 8551 nucleotides long. RefSeq names its product kazrin-like. Gene Ontology annotation, molecular function: protein binding. Bases 715 to 3363 code for a protein of 882 amino acids. Lineage: Eukaryota; Metazoa; Chordata; Chondrichthyes; Orectolobiformes; Stegostomatidae. The record is from RefSeq and is a predicted model, not a curated record. The transcript has 18 exons.
UCGAAAAUUGCAGCAGCUUUUAAUCCCCUCAGCUGUCCUCAAUCUUCUUCGUUCAUUAAUGAUUCUGCAGGGACAGGGGUUGCAAUCCGUGGUGUGGUGUGAGCUCUGACUGACUUUGCACCUCUGUCUCGAUGCGAUAAUCGACAGCCAUUGCUGUUGUUGGUGAGCAGGGAGGCAGUUUGAGUCGAUUACCAGCCUUCUCUGCUGCAUCAUCUCCCUCCUUGGAAGUGCCUUUCAGCUCCGAGCUAAUCUUAAACUGUUGCCAAGGCUAGUUAAAAUACCGACUGGGGAAGCAGCUUGUCUGAAGGUCAAAUUUCUAGGCUGCAGUGAAGGAGGAUUAGAGAGCUCCUACUGGAUGUUGACAGCAGAGCAGCCAAGGAGAGGAAUGUACUUCUGAGGGUUGACUGCCAAAACGUUAGAAGAUUAUUACUAGGUUUGGAAUAUUGAGUGUUUUGGCUGUGUCGCACUGCAAGCAGGCUGUAUUGUGCGGAGAGAUUCCUGCUUGAUUGCCUGCAAGGAGAGAGAGAGAGCACUGUAUAGAAACGGGCUUUGUGGUGUUGAGGGAUCAGUCAGUGUCUGCCUACAGAAACUCCACUAGCCAAGAGCUUUUCAUCUUUCUCCCAGCCUGUAACUGAAGCCAGAAAACUUUUCGGAGUCUGUGUGGUGAGGUGACAAAGAGGAGCCUUGGGAACAACUCCAAGCAGCACACAAUACAUGACUAAAGACCAAGCAGCCAUGGAUAUGUCGACAGCUGCGAGCCCAGCAGAGAACAGCACCACCUUCACACAGGUCUUUGGGCACCAGUGUGAGGUCAUGCAGGCAGCUGUACAGUCUCUGGAUACUUUAAAUGAACAAAUCACGUAUUUCAUCACAAACAAGCCAGUGAUAGCAGACAGGCAGAAUGAAGACUUGCUGCCUGAGGAGCAGGACACCCUGAAGAAAUCAUUGAGCUUAAUGAGACACUUACUUAUGGAUGUGCAGGCUAAGAUCCUCAGCACCAUGGAAGACAACAAGCAGCUCGCCAGCAGGAUCGACGGGGCUGUGCAAGCGGCCAACCGCGAAGUGAGCAGCCUGAGAGCCGAGCUGACCGCUACCGGCAGGAGGCUGGCUGAGUUCAGCACCGGAGGGGAGUGCGGCACCAGCGGGCAACCAGCACAGCACCGGGACGAUGAUUGUGAUGUUCAACCUGAAGAGCUGCAGCAUCAUGUGACAGUGCUUCUCCGUGAGGAGGUCUCCCAGCUCCAGGAGGAGGUGCAGUGGUUGCGGCAGAUGAAGGAAAUGCUGACCAAGGAGCUGGAGGAUUCGAAUGUAGGGAAAUCGGCCGAAAUCCUGUCGGUGACUGAGCUGAAAGUGCAGCUUGCUCAGAAGGAGACGGAGCUGGCCCGAGCCAAAGAGGCCCUACAGGCCAUGAAGACAGACCGUAAACGUUUAAAAGCAGAGAAGGCUGACCUGGUAAACCAAAUGCAGCAGCUGUACGCCACGCUAGAGAGCCGGGAGGAACAACUGCGAGAUUUCAUCAGAAAUUAUGAGCAGCACAGAAAGGAGAGCGAAGAUGCAGUGAAGGUCCUGGCGAAAGAGAGAGACUCACUCGAGCGAGAGAAGCGGGACCUGCGCAGACAAGGCAAGGAGGCUACGGAUCAUGUGACUGCACUCCAGUCGCAACUGGACCUGAAAGAAAACAGGAUUAAGGAACUGGAGGCAGAGUUGGCCAUGAUAAUGAACCGUAUGGGCCAGAAAAUGGAAUAUCGUAUUUUCGAUCGUUCAGCUGAGAAGGAACCCUUCCCUCGGGUGCUGGCGGCCAAGCAGUCGUUAGCCACACUGACCAAGGAUGUGCCCAAGCGGCACUCACUGGCGAUGCCGAGCGAGAGUAUGCUGAAUGGGAAUCAGGAGUGGGUAACGCAGUCAGACCUCCCUCUCACUGCUGCAAUCCGACAGAGCCAGCAGACGUUGUAUCACACACAUCACCACCCAGUAGACCGGCAAGGAGUGCGAGUCAGUCCGUGUCACUCAAGACAACCGUCCAUCAUCUCAGACGCUUCAAUGCUUGAAGGUGAAAGGUCGUCCACACCGAGUGACAUCAACUCACCGCGACAUCGGACACACUCGCUCUGUAAUUCUCUUGAAGACCUCGAAGAACAAAAAAGGAAGAAGAAGAAAGAGAAGCUGGUGUUUGGCUCCAUUUCCCGGGUGUUUGCCAGGGGCAAGCAGCGGAAAUCCCUGGAUCCCGGCUUGUUUGAUGAUUCGGACAGUCUGCCCAGCCCCACACACCUGAUCCUCGGGUAUUCGGAGGGCGAUGAACAGCUGGACAAGUUACAGCAAGUGGAGAUUGCAAGGACAAUGCCCAUGUCACAGUGGAAGGCGGGCACCGUCCAAGCCUGGCUAGAAGUUGUCAUGGCGAUGCCAAUGUACAUCAAAUCCUGCAUGGAGAACGUCAAAAGUGGCAGGGUCUUGCUGAGCCUGAAUGACGAUGAUUUGGAGUUGGGCCUGGGAGUAAACAGCACGAUGCACCGACGGAAACUCCGACUGGCGAUUGAGGACUAUCGGGAAGCUGAAAACGGGAAGGGGUUGUCCAAAGCCUCCGAGCUGGACCACCAUUGGGUGGCGAAGGCAUGGCUGAAUGAUGUGGGCCUCCUGCAGUAUUCCCAGGCUUUCCACAACCACCUCGUUGAUGGCCGAGUGCUGAACUCUCUGACAAAGCGGGAUCUGGAGAAGUACUUGAACGUGUCGAAGAAAUUUCACCAGAUCAGUCUCCUGCUCGCCAUUGAGCUAUUCCGACAGUGGGAUUUCGAUAGAGAGAUUUUACAUGAAAGAAGAGCCUGGUGUGAAAAUCACAAUGUGGAUCCUCUAGUAUGGACCAACCAACGGGUCAUUAAGUGGGUCAGGGAGAUUGAUCUGAAGGAGUACGCAGACAAUCUCCUGAACAGCGGUGUUCACGGUGCAGUGCUCGUCCUUGAACCCACCUUCAACUCGGAAGCCAUGGCAACCGCAUUAGGAAUUCCCAGCAGCAAGCACAUUAUCAGGCGCCAUCUCUUUGAAGAGCUCAGCUUGAUUGUCAAUCCAGCCAGGCAUGGAUUGAUACAGGAAAGUGAGAGAUUGGGGCAGCUAUGUUAUGUACAGCAGGGCUCACUCAUGGGACAUAAUCACACUGGGGAUCAUGUUCUAGAAUACACAGAGGAUGAGACCAGCAGACAAUACAAAACAGAAAGGGGACCAAUGGAAUCAAUGAAGACAUUUGGCAGAAAAGAUCUCAGUUUCCACGAGGCCUACUCCUCACAUGUGGAGGGAGACUCUGAGGAGGCAGUGUCCAGACCAGUGUGCAGCUCUGUCCAAACCUUCCCUGGGAUAGAGGUUACUAAUGUGUAGGACAGAGCUGGGCACUGGGUCCUGCUGGAGGGAGUGCACACCUUUCCAAAUCAACAACUCCAAAGAACAUCAGGAGAAAAAUGGAGGACUUUCUUACCAAGUGAAAGGAGGUUCACACUUUUCAUCUUGUGGACUGGGUCACUGUUGUCUGCAGUUGGCUACAGAUGGCCAUUUUGGAAAAGCUGGUGAGUGCCAACAACUUAGUGGAAAGCUGCCUUUCACUAAUUAGGACGAGCCCCAUGUCACCACCAGUCUACUGUGCCCCAGGACAAGGAGGUUUGGUUCCAUUCUGAAACCAACUUUCAGCUGUUGGAGGUGUUUAUCUUGAAUGGACUCAACUGAAUGUGGAGGGGCACAGGAAGUGCACAUGGCCCUCACGCAAAUGUCUGUCUAAACAAUGUACCUUUUCUGUUUAGAUGGAGAUGCUAAUAAUGUUCCCAAUUGUGUUCCCUAAAAGAUGGGGUUAUACAUCACAGGUCAACCUGUUGUCCACAUUUUAAUGGGGAAUCCAUGGAGCAGUCUUGACUUUGAACUAACUCUGGAGCAAUGCACUACAACUUGGCUCGCUUCACCGCUCACCAUCCGCAAAAAGCAAUUGGACACAGUGAAAGGCAAAAAAAGCUCUGGCAGACUUUUACUUCAACAAAUUUCUCUUUGUUAAACACAAGUGUUUCACCCAUGCCAGACAUUCCAGUUAAGUCUCCUAUUUGGUGAUACAUGUCAGUGUUAUUCUUGCCUGGAGUGGAGCCCUCGUCCUUGCUAUGCCUCUGUGCUGAUGUGGGUUCCACAGGAAUUGCUGCACAGUGCCACAUUCAGGCAAACAGCCAGAAGGUUUGAUUACAAACCCCGCCCUUGAGGAUCAGCCCAUAACAGGCUGACCCUGAGGAGGCCAUGCUGUGGCUAGAGUUGUAGCUUUCAUCGCCUUUGGUGUGGUUUCCCAGAGCUGGGCUGAGAAAUGCCACUUUGGGACUCGGGUUCGAUUCUACCCUCGGGCGAAUGUCUGUGUGCAUUUUGCACAUUCUCCCCGUUAUUGUGUGGGUUUCCUCUGGGUGCUCUGGUUUCUUCCCACGGUCCAAAGAUGUGCAGGCUAGGUGGAUUUGCCACGCUAAAUUUCCCAUAGUGUCCAGGGAAAUGUAGGUCAGGUGGGUUGGACAUGGGAAAUGCAGGGUUACAGGGAAUGAGUUUGGGCAGAAUACUCUUCAGAGAGGCGGUGUGGACUUGUUGGGCUGAAUGGCCUGUUUCCACACUGUGGGGAUUCUAUGAUUCUAAGAGCUCCUCCUUAGCUGGGACUGACUGUCCCUGAAGGACAUGUUGGGGGAGGGCCAUAUUGAGGGGCUAACGAACAUAGUGCAGCGCUGGCUGGCAAUAGCUAUCCAGGUUCAGCAGGUCUAACUAAGCCAGUAUACAGCCUUAAAUGGCAUUGAUCCAGAAACAGCAUCACAACCCAGGCUGCUGGAGAGUGGGACACGUCUCAAUUGGGCUGUGGGCUUGGACAUUUCAAAUAUGAAUGUCAUAAACCAAAUCUCCUGUAGAAGUUAGAAUGAACUGUACAAACUGGGAAGAUCCCAGGUUCCAACCUCAGUACCCAGCAUCAGUUUUGAUGAUAUGUUACCCACGGUACCUACAGCAUUUGUCACCGCCCACGUUUCACUGUGGAGAAAAAGUCAGAAUUACUCUCAGAAACCGCUGAGGUGUGUGACCUCAGAGAGUCUGAAGAGGUUUGUGUGAGGAAUUGCAGCCUCAAUACAUUGAAUAGUUUCAAUCUAUUCAGGGAGCUUUGUUUCCUGCAUGCCCACUGCAUCUCAUUGGCUGAAGGGAGCAGUAGAUUCCUAAAGAGGUCAGAAUGCUUAGAUGUCAAAGGGAAUUCUGUCCUCUCAAACAUUGCCGAAGGUCGGAGUUUAACAUUCCUCCCCAGCUGUACAUUGAAACUAGUGAAAGAUCCAAGUCCGUUGAUGGUGGGUCAUAUUUCACAGAAUCAGGAUGAGGCCAUUUGGUCUGUAGCUGUGUGAAAGAGUUAUCCAGUUAGUGCCCAUACCCUGCUCUUCCCCCAGAGCCUGGGAAUUCUCCUCCUUUUCAAAAGUCCAUGCAUAUCCCUUCUGCAAGUUCGAAUCUGCUUCCACUGACCUUUCAGGAAAUGCAUUCCAGAUCAGAACAACUUAUUGCAUUAAAAUUCUCCUCACUUCUCCAGCCUCCAGGUCUGUUGUUAAGUUUAUUAACUCUGUGUUCUCUGCUUAUCAAAUCCGUCAUUAGUGGAAACUAUCUCUCCCCAACUGACUCUCAGAAAACCUUCAUGACUUUGAACCCCUGUGAUAAAUCUGAACCUCCUCUGCUCCAGGGAGACAAUCCUCAUUUCACUAAUCUUGCCACAUACUGGGUAUCCCUCGUCCCUGCUCAAUUUCCUCAGUUGGCAAAUUUUGCCUCUUCAGGGUCGCUCGGUGGUUAGCACUGCUGCCUCACUGCACCAGGGACCCGGGUUCGAUUCCAGCCUUGGGCGACUGUCUGUGUGGAGUUUGCAUAUUCUCCCUGCGUCUGUGUGGGUUUCCUCCCACAGUCCAAAGAUGUGCACGCUAGGUGGAUUGGCCAUGCUGUAGUGUCCAGGGAUGUUUGGAUUAGACAUGGGGAAAUGCUGGAGUAGGGGAAUGAGUCAGGGUUGGAUGGUUUUCGGAGCAGCGAUGUGGACCCGUCGUGCUGAAUGGCCUGUUUCCACACUGUUAAUUCUAUGAUGAUUCCAGCUGAGGGAUUCUGGAUUCCCACAUCACUCAGAACCAUCCAUAUCGCAUCACAGGAGUUGUUUGAGACUUUGACUUCAGGUCCCUUUUGUUUUCUGGAUGAAUGGGGAUGGAGAGCUGAGCAAAAGCGAGCGACCCAGUUAGUACUGAGAGUACAAGUUCACUCAGAAUCAUUUAGAUUCAAAGCAGCUGGCAGCCAGCUGUACAGCAGCAUUUUGUUAAGAAUCUCACGGAGCAGGUCGCCUACAGGAGACCAAGGAAAGCAAACGGCUGCAAAAGCAAAGGGUAGAGCAGAAACAAUAAGACCCGUAGAGGGAAUUAUAUCCAUGUGUUCACGAAGGUGCAGUCUAAUCAGUACGAAUGCAACUUGACAAACUGACUGCUGCAAAUGAAAACACACACAUGAUGUACUAAUGUACUUGAGAGAGCAGCCAGUCCUAUACUAACCCCUUCAAUAACAAGAAUAAGACAUGAGCUGUUUUUAACCAUUGGAGAUUAUUAAACUAACUGUACUGAUUUUAUUUUGUAUUCUGUGAAUAUUUGUUGAAUAGAAAAAGGCAAUGCUUUUUUUAAAAAUAGAUUUUAGCAUACUCACAAAGAUUUUGUAUUAUUUUAACUUGUUAUAUUAUUUGAAAUGUUUGACGGAAAUCUCAGUUUCCUGUGUUGCCUUUGCUGUUUCUCCUCUAUUCCAUUGCUGCUGGUUAUUGUGGAAAUACUCAAUGACCCUCUCACAGAGUUUGCUCACGGGAUCAAUUCCAUCUUUUUUAAAGAAAAUACUCGUGCAGUUCCUGGUAUUUGCAGUGACACUCGAGCUGCUUGCUCAGGCUGGACGUGUGUUUCUGGAGGUGUCACCUCACCACAAUCCCACAAACUCCUGCCAUUGAUCACCCCAAUCUGUGCAUUUUCGUGGUAUUCUGCCUGUCCCACUAAUUAAAAAGUGACGUGUUUUUCCAUCAAUCUGUCAGCCAGGCGAACAGAUGGCUUUCCCCUUAUGUCGAACCAAUUUACAAAUAAAUCAGCAGCAGUGCAGAGAAGCAUUUUGUUUAAACAUGUUUUUCUGAUAUUUGUUCUGAAGAUUUGGGAAGUGGGGGGAAUGUUGCAUUGGAUGAGGUGAGGUGCUUAUUCCAAGUCCAACCAGACACACUGGGCUGAAUGGCCUCCUACUACUCUCUCACAAUCCCACGAUUCUGCAAUCUUAGAUCCUUGAGCCCAGGACUUGUUCAAAUGUGUGCAGGCCAGCUUCAGAUUGACUGGAAGAGAAAAUGAACAAAACCAUGAUUUGCAAUCCUCAGAACACAGAUUAGAAAUCACAAAACAAUGAAAAUGAGAUUGUCAUUUGUAAUGACUACAGUGAUGGAAAGUGAGUCCUAAAAUGGAAGUGAAAAUCCUGAUGAGCCAUAUGGUGAGAAAAGGCAACUUUAUUCAAUCACUGCAAAUGACACUGAGGACUUCCAUCUCUUGUGCAUGACCACAAAGAUUUUUAAUGCAAUGAUUUCACUAAUAAAUCUUCCUGAUUUGGUACACAAACUCAAUACACACAAUCAGAGGAAUCAGAGCAACUGGAAAAUGUCAUUUCAGCCUCUCAAACCUUUCAUUUGGAUAUUAACUGCUCAACAGUCCUAUUCCAGGCCCAGCCUUGAAUCUGUGUAGAUGGAAUGUGUGCUGUCCCUGGUCUCUGCUUUCUCUAAACUGACAGGGGAAGCAUACAAAUGUAGUAUCUGUUCUAACUUGUACUGCACUUCAUCAUGAGGGUGAGCUUGGUGCUAGCUCUGUGCAGUUUGUGAGGGUGGGUUUUAGUUCCGUGAUGACAUUUCAAGAUUGUGCGUAACAAUUCACAUCAAAAAAAACUAAAAGGCAUCUCCCUGGUGGUUCUGCUGAUGUGGGGAACUGAGCAACACACACAGUCAGUCAGAUCCUGGCAUUCAGCCGCAGUAGGUUCAUCAGUGGAUCUCAGCCAAAGGAGUGUCGAUUAGCCUCUAAUAGAGAGGGAGGGGAGAAAAGAAAAAUCACAAUCCAUCGGCCUCUCCUGCAAAGUUCUUGUCGGGGUCAUGGUGGAAUAUAGGGGGAAAGGCAGAAGUGAGCUGGCCUGCACUAUAACUGAGUAACCUACCCACAUUAAACGUCAACUUUUGUGCUUCUAAGAUGCUGCUUGGCCUGCUGUGUUCAUCCAGCUCCACACUUUGUUAUCUCGGAUUCUCCAGCAUCUGCAGUUCCCAUUAUCUCUGAUGCAACCUACCCACAUUCACUGGCAGAACCUGGCAGUGAGGAAUGGAUGCCAAGGUGAGGUAUUGGAGAACAUUGUGCCCAUCGGAAACAGUACCACACCAACAGCCCGCACCUUUUGGCUUUGUGACUGUGGUGGCAGCAAAUAAAGGGACCCAGUGGAGCUGCUCAUCUAUUAUAAAACAUUGUCUUGUUCUGACCUAACUAGUCUAUUGUGCAUUCGUUACUUUGUUACA